AUGAAAUUGUGCAGCCAAGUCAAUGAUAUCUAUAUUGAAAAUAAAAUACCAUUCUAUUUUUCUUUUCAUUCAGUCUUUUUUUUUUUAACUUUCUUUGUUUUUUCAUUAUUCUUUUUGCCUGUAUAUGAAUGUAAGUUUUUUCUUUCAGUUUCUUUCAUUCCUUUAAUUUUUCUAGAUUUUGCUAUUUACUUACUUUCUUCUACUUUUUCUUUCUUUCUUUCUUUCUUUCUUUCUUGUCUUCACCGUAAUUCAUUCUUUAUACUCUUACUCUCUAUUUCUCUGCUUUUUCUUUCUUUCAUUGUAGCUUUCACUCUUCAUUUAACUUUGUUUAUUUUCUCUCUUUCAACCCUUUUUCAUAAUUUGCCUCUGUUCUCUUCAAACUCAUCUCAUUGCUUUUUGUCUUUAUAUUUUUCUGGUCUCCAUUUCUUUGAUCUUUCCCUCUUUGUCUCUCAUUCUUUCUCCUUCUCUCAUUAUAUCCUUCCUAUCAUCCCUCCUUCUUUCCUUUUAUUUCUCUUAUUUUCUAUUUCUCUCUUUAACUUCCCUUCUGCCACCUUAUUCUCUUUUUAUUCUCUCUCUGUAUUCAUUAUUUCUUAUAUCAUCACUCUCUCUUUCUCCAUCUUUAUUUUACACUCUUUCUGCAUUCAUUGUUCCCUCUAUCUUCUCUUACUCUCUCUGUAUUCAUUAAUCCUUCUUUUUGCCAUUUCUCUUCAUUUUCUCAUUUUUAUAAUCUUUAUCCUUCUUUCUUUUGUUGCCUCUCUCUUCUAA
Messenger RNA from Acanthosepion pharaonis, 765 nucleotides. The record is from the annotation of a GenBank genome assembly. NCBI's taxonomy places the organism in Eukaryota, Metazoa, Mollusca, Cephalopoda, Sepiida, Sepiidae.